AUGUGUGCCCUCCUCUCUGCCGUCGCGAGCCCGCCGGCUGCGCUCUUCACUGGUGCAGACACGCGGCAUUCGGCCGAGGCCGCCAUCCAUGCGUUUGCGGCUUCUGUCGCUGCUGCGACGCGCUGUGGCGUCUCGCAGGUGGAGGAGGCCGCCCACGCGGCUCUGGGUAAGCUGAUGGCUGAGGCCCGUCGUCACGACCACCGCGCGGACCCUCCUCCACGCCUUCCGACCCCGGCUCUGGUCACGGCGCUCGAGAGCGAGGCUGUCGUGGCACGGCUCGUGGAGGUGCUUGCGUGCGGCUUCCUGCAGAGGAAGGAGUUUGCGUGCGACCAGCUAGUUGCGCUAUGCCGCGGCUCCCCAGCCGCGAGUCAGGCCGCCCUCGACUCUGGAGCCUCAACGGCCGUGCUCGCCAAUCUCCGAGCUGCGGGCGGCGAAAGCAACGUAGAGAGGCAUCGCCUGGCCACCACCACCGUCAGCGGCGCUCUGCUCGGCGGCGCUGGUGACGUGGUCGUCCAGCACGCAGCAGCGUCGUCCGACGUCGACCGAACGGCCGCAUUCUUCAUUUUCGGCGGCGUGCUCACGGGGCCGAUCAACUACCGCUGGCUCGACUUCCUCGCGGCCGCGUCGAGAAGCAUCGCGCCGCAGGGCGGUGCCGCGUCUCUCGCCGCAAAGGUGGCGCUGCAGUCGACGGUCAUGCAGCCGCUGAUAUACCUCCCGUCCUUCUACCUGACUAACGCCCUCGUGCGCCGCUGGAGCGUGGCCGAGGCGGCUGAGCACGUCCGUGCCGAGUAUGCGGACACGCUGCGCAGACUCUGGCUCUUCUGGACGCCCUCGGUCUGCUUCGCCUUUGGCGUGUUGCCGCUCCGGCUGCAGGCGGUCUUCUUCGCCGGAGUCGGAUUCGCGUGGAACGUCGUCCUCUCGGCGUACAAUGGCGCAGGGCCGCAGCGCGUAGCCAGCGUGACCGUGAGCCAAGAACAGGUCCGCGGCGGCUGCGGCGAAGCGGCGGGCGCGGCAUGCCGAUGGCAGUGCGGACGAUGCGGUUGCGAUGUGUUCUGCUUCAAGAUCGUGGCGGUGCUUGGCAUGCACUUCUGCGAUCCCAAUCAGCUCAUCGCAACGAAGCAGAGCAACAAGCUGGCUGCUGCCAACAAGGCCCUAUGCUACCUCACGCGCGGAUCGUUCAAAGAGGACCAGCACACACAGGCUUCACGCCUUCACCGUCACGCAUUUGAUUAA
Messenger RNA from Emiliania huxleyi CCMP1516, 1233 nucleotides. RefSeq lists its product as hypothetical. Lineage: Eukaryota; Haptophyta; Isochrysidales; Noelaerhabdaceae. The record is from RefSeq and is a predicted model, not a curated record. The coding region runs from base 1 to 1233 and encodes 410 amino acids. Gene Ontology annotation, cellular component: cytoplasm; membrane. The transcript has 4 exons.